Messenger RNA from Geodia barretti, 789 nucleotides. NCBI's taxonomy places the organism in Eukaryota, Metazoa, Porifera, Demospongiae, Tetractinellida, Geodiidae. The record is from the annotation of a GenBank genome assembly.
AUGGCUAUCCCAGUGAUAUUUGCACCUGUGAGCGAUGCGGCAAUUGAUACCAAAAACAUCGUUGGCGUGUGGCUCUUUGAUGAGGUCAAUAACAAAGAUAUGUCUUCCGAUUCUUCCGAAAACGGCAAUGAUGCUGAAUUGCUUAAAGGUGCUGAAUUGGUAGAUGACGGAAAAUUUGAUAAGGCAUUGAGUCUCUCUGGUGAUGACGAAUUUCAGAUUGCAAUGGUCGAGACGUCAAAGAGUUUAGAUAGUUGUGCUGAAGAAUAUACCACUACGACGUGGGUGAAACUCAAGAAAAAAGAGAAAGUCGUUUUGGGCGGUUGCUGUAACGACGACCAUGCCAUCAUUAAUUUCCAAUAUACCUGCUUACUGAACAUCUUCGGACCCGGACGGGGUGGAGGACACGGUAAAGUUGAAAUUGGCAGUGGGCAGCUUGCACCGGCAUGGGUCUCUGGUCCAACAGUCGUCAAUGACGAUAAAUGGCAUCAUAUCGCUUUCACCUACGAUGGAAAGAAGAUGAUAGCCUAUAUAGACGGUAAAGUUGAUGCACAAGCCAAUACGGGUGGUGUUUUUGGAUUGACGGGACAGUCACUCCAGAUUGGCGGCAUGGCAGAUCAGCGCCCCGGGUGGGGUCUCAUGGAUGACGUGGGUGUCUUCAACACUGCUUUAAGUGAGGCGGAUAUCAACGACAUAAUGGACCAAGGCUUGGGUAAACUCUUCGGGUUUACGCCUGUAUCACCAGAAGGUCGUUUGACAACGGUGUGGGCACGUGUAAAGUCGGAACAUUAG